AUGGACAACACCUGCUAUAAACGCGAGGAGGAGGAGGAGGAGGAGACAAAAAUCUUGCGGCAAACUCGCCCGACCAAGAACUCGGCCACGAAACUCAAACGGGAGGAAAGCGAAAGUGCUCCGUGUGGAAAAAUUGUCCAAACCCGAUCACGUGCGGAUUGCGAAGGCAAAACCAACGGGACUGGCCAACGGCGCCGCACCCAAGUCGCGUGUUCAAGGUGCCGUAGAAGAAAAAUAAAGUGCAGCGGCGACCUUGGCAAUAACCAAGCGUGCUCGAAUUGUAAGAGCUCUGGAACAACAACUUGUUUGUUUUUACGAGUCAACUCUUCAACACUUCACGCGAAGCCAGGCUAUGAUUCUUGGGUUCAUCCAUUCUCGAAUUCUAGUCCCCCAGGGACCUGCGAACAGCAACAAGCUUGUGAUGCUCAUAUGCUGAGAGGAAAUCCUCCCCCAAUUCAUGGUGGUUCACAUGGAUUACCAGCAUACUCGGGGAUGCACCCGGGACUUGAAUAUGGAAUAGCUCCAGAAUCCUCCCUGGCCAACAGAGCCCCCUCUUACUCCCCAAACUAUCCAUUUGGCUACGGGGACGAGGGAGCGUAUCAUUCUCCGUUUCCCUCUUAUGCUCUUCCAAGUUCUACUGGACCAGGAGCGGGUGCUAUCUGUGGAACUUCCGCUCCAACAAGGAGCUGGCGAUUGCCAACUACGGUAGAUCCCACAAAUGGAGCGGCGUACCCCGACCAUGACGGAAGCGGUUCGCUAUCGCCGAGCUUUCCAUUCAUGAGCUCACUAUCUUUGGGGCAAGAUAGAACAUUGCCUAAGCCGACAACUAGUCGCAACAAUAACUUUGCGUCUCUUAUGGAAGGCACCACCGGUUCAAGUAGCCUGGCUGUGUGUCCAAACACAGCUGUUGCAUACAAACAAGAAUACCAACUGGCGACUGAAAGCGAAAGCACACGGGCCAUGACGAGCAAUGUCACCCCUACAACUCUUGCUAUCGGUAUCAAGCUGUCGCCGAGCCCCGUUAAUUGUGGAUUUGGAUAUAUUCCACUUUCCAACGGUCUUCAAACCUGCGUUACUUCUUCUGCUCCCUUUCCAGUCAAUGAAGUUGUUGAUACUCCUGUCAACCCCGAGUUACACGCCAAUAAUAAGACCACCAGGCCCCAAAGUUCCACGAAUACAUGCGUGUCGGAAUAUAUCCAUUCCACAAGCCGCAACCACCGGCCAGGGCAAACGAGACCAUCGGGAGGAAUAUUGGUGAGUGGUGAAGUGUACCAGCGGCCACAAUACACGAUAUCUGCAGGUACCGUAUACUCGGCGGAUAAAGUAGCUGUCUCUUCUCACUUGACAUCAGGCACCUCAAGCUGCUAUUGA
Nannizzia gypsea CBS 118893 is the source of this 1371-nucleotide messenger RNA. RefSeq lists its product as hypothetical. Gene Ontology annotation, molecular function: DNA-binding transcription factor activity, RNA polymerase II-specific; zinc ion binding. The transcript is spliced from 3 exons. Lineage: Eukaryota; Fungi; Ascomycota; Eurotiomycetes; Onygenales; Arthrodermataceae. The record is from RefSeq and is a predicted model, not a curated record. Gene Ontology annotation, biological process: regulation of DNA-templated transcription. The coding region runs from base 1 to 1371 and encodes 456 amino acids.